AUGCCGAAAUUUUUGAAUGGUCUCUACAAUAGCAAUGGCAUAACACCCGAACUUGUCGAGUCGCAACCCCAACUACUAUCCAGUUCUUACAAAAAUAAGCGUCAACACGGCAGAUUCUGGAUAUUUUCCAUGAUAAUCGAACGCGCAACCUCGGCGGGCAGUAAGCGGGCGGAGAUUGAGGACGACGACACACCGCUCGAGUCCAUACUGAAGCCGGAGCCAAGUGAACAAGUUUGUCAGCUGCGAGAUAGUCCCUAUAGGAUAUUGAGGGCAGCUGAAUCAGGAAAUUUGGAUGAGUUUAAGCGGCUUUAUCAGUCGGAUAAUGCACGUUUGUCGAUAAGGGAUAGCAAGGGGCGCACAGCAGCACACCAGGCAGCGGCACGAAAUCGUGUGAAUAUUUUGCGUUACAUAAAUGAUCAGCGUGCAGAUCUCAACGCUAAAGACAAUGCGGGCAACACGCCGCUGCAUGUGGCAGUUGAGAAUAAUUCGUUCGAUGCACUUAGUUAUCUACUGUCUAUACCCGUCGAUACCGGCCUACUCAACGAGAAGAAACAGGCGCCAAUUCAUCUAGCAACUGAAUUGAAUAAUGUGCAGGCACUACGAGUUAUGGGCAGAUACCGCAAGGAAAUCGAUAUAAAGCAAGGCGGCGAACAUGGGCGUACAGCUUUGCACUUGGCCGCCAUUUAUGAUCACGAGGAGUGCGCUAGAAUACUGAUAACCGAAUUCGAAGCAUGUCCCCGCACACCUUGCAACAACGGUUAUUAUCCCAUACACGAAGCGGCUAAGAAUGCCAGCUCCAGAACGAUGGAGGUCUUCUUGCAGUGGGGCGAGCAACGCGGCCGUCUGCGCGAGGAAAUGAUGUCCUUCUUCGAUUCUGAGGGCAAUGUGCCGCUACACUCGGCUGUGCAUGGCGGCGAUAUCAAGGCGGUGGAGCUCUGCUUGAAGUCGGGCGCUAAAAUUUCUAAGCAGCAACAUGAUCGCUCGACGCCAGUGCAUUUGGCUUGCGCACAGGGUGCCAUCGAAAUCGUCAAACUUAUGUUCAGCAUGCAACCGUCGGAGAAGAUUACUUGCCUCAGCUGCACUGACGCUCAGAAGAUGACACCACUACACUGCGCUGCCAUGUUUGAUCACCCAGAUAUUGUCGAGUACUUGGUGAAGGAGGGCGCUGACAUUAAUGCACUAGACAAAGAACAUCGUUCACCGAUUUUGCUCGCCGCAUCGCGCAGCGGCUGGAAAACUGUACAUCUGCUAAUACGUCUCGGCGCUGGUAUUAAUGUCAAGGAUGCAUCUGCACGCAACGUCUUGCACUUUGUGAUCAUGAAUGGCGGCCGUCUACCAGAGUUUGCCGAGGAAGUGAACAAGACACAAUCACAUUCUCAACUUGUGCAGCUGCUGAACGAAAAAGAUGCCUCAGGCUGUUCGCCAUUACACUAUGCGAGUCGUGAUGGGCAUAUACGUUCGCUGGAGAAUCUAAUACGACUCGGGGCUUGCAUUAAUCUCAAGAAUAACAAUAAUGAGAGUCCAUUGCAUUUUGCCGCACGUUAUGGACGUUUUAAUACCGUCAAACAGUUACUUGAUUCGGAGAAGGGUUCUUUCAUAAUCAACGAAAGUGAUGGCGAGGGUUUGACACCGCUACAUAUCGCCUCACAACAGGGUCACACACGUGUGGUGCAAUUGCUGUUAAAUCGGGGCGCGCUCUUGCAUCGUGAUCAUAAUGGACGUAAUCCUUUGCAUUUGGCUGCGAUGUCCGGUUACAUACAGACAAUUGAAUUGUUGCAUUCGGUACAUUCACAUCUGCUCGAUCAGGUCGACAAAGAAGGCAAUACCGCACUUCACUUGGCCACAAUGGAGAAUAAACCGCAUGCCAUCUCCGUGCUACUCUCAAUGGGCUGUAAACUCUUCUACAACAACAUCGACAUGAGCGCCAUCGAUUAUGCCAUCUAUUACAAAUAUCCCGAAUCAGCGUUGGCUAUGGUAACACAUGAGAAUCGCGCCAAUGAGGUGAUGGCAUUGCGUUCCGACAAGUAUCCCUGUGUUAUACUUGCACUAAUCGCAUCCAUGCCAAAGGUGUUCGAGGCUGUGCUCGAUAAAUGCAUCACAAAGGCGAAUUGCAAGCGUGAUUCUAAGAGUUUCUACAUAAAAUAUUCGUUUUCCUAUCUGCAAUGUCCUUUUAUGUUUGAUAAAUUGGAUGAGAAAACCGACGAAGCGAUAGCUCAUUCGAAUUUGACACCAUUGCCGGCGUUAAAUACGAUGGUCACGCAUGGUCGUGUCGAGCUGCUCGCCCAUCCGCUGAGUCAAAAAUAUCUACAAAUGAAAUGGAAUUCUUACGGCAAAUAUUUUCAUCUCGUCAAUUUGCUGAUCUACUCAAUUUUCCUGUUAUUUGUGACGAUUUUCUCCACAUUGAUGAUGAACGGCAUCGAAAUUCGUCCGUUAUUUUUGAAUGCGUCCAUUGUGGAUAAUGCAAAUGCAUCGCAGAGCAAUGACGGCAAUUUAGACCUCCAAAAGAACCUCAGCAACAAUGAUUGGCCUGAAAACCCCGCCGGUGGAGGSCGCGAAUCGUUUGGAGUGAGGUAUGGCGAGUCUUACGAGCGUCUACAACAUACCACCGCUUUGGUCAUUUGCGCCAUUGUAAUUGUCAUUUAUAUUGGCGGUUAUUCGCUGCGUGAGUUUCUCCAAAUGUACCAACAACGGCUGCACUACAUAUUCGAGAUCGACAAUUUAAUAUCAUGGGUUCUAUACAUAUCCGCAUUGAUCAUGGUAUGGCCAGUUUUCUUUUGCGGGGGCAAUAUAUCCACCGUACACUACUCAGCGGCGGCGGUGGCGGUGUUCUUGUCCUGGUUUCGUCUUUUGCUUAUGCUCCAGCGCUUCGAUCAAGUCGGCAUUUAUGUGGUGAUGUUCUUGGAGAUUCUGCAAACUCUCAUAAAAGUGCUGAUCGUCUUUUCGAUUCUGAUCAUCGCUUUCGGCUUGGCAUUUUACAUUCUCUUAUCGAAGAUCAACGAUGCCCAACCGAAUCAUUUGUCCUUCUCGAACAUACCGAUGUCACUGUUGCGCACCUUCUCCAUGAUGUUAGGCGAACUGGACUUUGUGGGCACCUAUGUUAACACCUACUACCGUGAUCAAUUGAAGGUGCCAAUAACGUCGUUUCUCAUUUUGUGUGUAUUCAUGAUUCUCAUGCCAAUUCUACUCAUGAAUCUACUCAUCGGUUUGGCGGUAGGCGACAUCGAGUCUGUACGACGUAACGCCCAGCUCAAGCGUUUGGCUAUGCAGGUGGUCUUGCAUACCGAGCUGGAGCGGAAAUUACCUCAAAGUUGGCUACCGAAAGGCGACAAAGUCGAGUUGAUAGAGUAUCCAAAUAACACAAAGUGCAAAAUCGGUUUCCUUGACUUUAUUCUACGCAAAUGGUUCUCAAAUCCCUUCAGCGAAGAUUCUUCAAUAGAUACGAUCUCUUUCGAGAACAACGAUGAUUUCAUCAACAAUGAAUUGGAGCGACAACGUCGUAAAUUACGGGACAUUUCACGUCUAAUGGAUCAGCAGCAUCAACUCUUGCGCUUGAUCGUGCAGAAAAUGGAAAUCAAAACCGAGGCGGACGAUGUGGACGAAGGUGUAUCGCCCUACGAUCUAAAAGCUGUUUCAAUUUAUGGCACGGGACCGGCGCCAGGCUCACGUUGGACCUCGCCACGCAUACGCAAUCGGCUGCGAGCGGCGCUAAGCUUCAACAAAAGCCUUUAUGAAUAAAAGUCGACGAGACAUAGAAAAAUAUGAAAUGAAAAAUUAUAGCAUUAAUUUGUUGUAUCUAAGAUAAAGAUGAGAUUGUUUAUUAGCACUGACACCAAAUAACAAUCUUUAGAAAAUGCCACAAGAGUUGAAAUGCAUAUUUAUCAUAUGAAUUAUAUAAUUGCAUAUUGUAAACUACUGCUAUAUGAGCCUGUUCAAGAAAAGUGUAUUUCAAAACGAAUUCUAACCUAAAAUUUCGCACUCUCCAACUAUGGAAAAUGAAAAAUAAGUUGUAUA
Messenger RNA from Bactrocera latifrons, 4011 nucleotides. It is a transcript of the gene TrpA1, whose product is annotated as transient receptor potential cation channel subfamily A member 1. The transcript has 18 exons. Lineage: Eukaryota; Metazoa; Arthropoda; Insecta; Diptera; Tephritidae. Gene Ontology annotation, cellular component: membrane. Bases 1 to 3735 code for a protein of 1244 amino acids. Gene Ontology annotation, molecular function: protein binding; monoatomic ion channel activity. Gene Ontology annotation, biological process: monoatomic ion transport; transmembrane transport. The record is from RefSeq and is a predicted model, not a curated record.